CGUUUGUUUCGCCGACGAGAGCUCAAGCACAGCCAAUCCCUGCGCAAUGAUGAGGCUCGUCGCAUUCUUCGUAUUGGUGGCCGUGGCCGUGGCCCAGGAGGAGGACGGCAGCUACGACGCCAGCAAGUACGAGAACCCGUACGCGUACAACGAGCAGUCAGCCGCGCCCCAGUACCAGCCGCAGCAGUACCAGCCCGAGGCCGCACCCCAGUACCAGCCCCAGGCUGCACCCCAGUACCAGCCCCAGCAAUACCAGCCCCAGGCUGCACCCCAGUACAGGCCCCAGGUUCCCCAGUACCAACCCCAGGCUCCCCAGUACCAGCCCCAGGCUGCACCCCAGUACCAGCCUCAGGCUGCACCCCAGUACCAGCCCCAGCAGUACCAGCCCCAGGCUGCACCCCAGUACCAGCCCCAGCAGUACCAGCCCCAGGCUGCCCCCCAGUACAGGCCCCAGGUUCCCCAGUACCAACCCCAGGCUCCCCAGUACCAGCCCCAGUACGCGCGCGCUGGUGCCGCCCCUGCCUCAACAGUGAACGGCCUGCCUCAGACAUCCACUAACUACAAGACUGAGGAGUCGCAGCGCUUCGAGGAUGUCGACGGACAGGGCAACGUUCGCGGCCAGUACAGCUACGUGGACCCCAACGGCAAGACCAUCACCGUGAAGUACACGGCUGGCAAGGACGGCUUCAAGGUUGAGGGUGACCACCUGCCCCGCCCACCCGUCGCUGGCGCCGCCCCCGCCGCCCCUGCGCCCGCCGCCUACCAGCAGCCGCAGUACCAGCCCGCCGCCUACCAGCAGCCCCAGUACCAGCAGCCCGCCGCCCCAGCCUACCAGCCGCGGUACCAGCCUGCCCCCGCCGCCGGCCCCGCCGGCCCCGCGCUUUUCCAGCCCGCCAGGCCCGCCAGGCCCCAGGGCCCGCUCUCCGCCGCCGACCAGUACCUGGCCGCACCCCUGCAGCAGCAUCAGCACCGGUUCGCCGCCGCCCCCAACCAGGCCUACUAAACUGACCAAGGGCACUGCGGUGUUCUGAUCACCGUCGACUUGCCUGAACUCUCUCUCGCUCCCGAGUGCCGCGCGGGGGCGCCGGACUGAACUCCCUCAGAUACGGGGGUUUAGUCCAGGCCACCCGCCCUGCAGGGGAAGGGGGACCGUCCAAAGGGGACGCUCCCCCUCCUCUGCCCCCCUCCCCCGCCGAAACGGACUCCUCGCCUCCAGGCGUGAUGAUGCAUCUAAGGGCGUUGACCCCUCCUCCUCAUGCCGACUGGACCAAGCUCGAGCUUUUUUCUUCCUCGAGCAUCUUUUUACAUGACGCCAUUCUGUGAUAACCGGCCUCUCUAGUGCCGGUAACUUGUGCCACUAUAGCUCCUCGCCCUGCGUACAGGGGGCGCUGCGCGCAUGGCUGUAUGCGCGCGUGAGUGUGUCUGUCUAGUGUGAGUCUGCAGAGAAGACUGCUUCCUUUUGUGUUUUUAACUUUGCAAUAUUGAGUGUUGAUUUAUUAAAAAAAGAAACAAACUUUGCCAUAGAA
This is a messenger RNA of Frankliniella occidentalis (western flower thrips), 1526 nucleotides long. Its product is annotated as DNA-directed RNA polymerase II subunit RPB1-like. The record is from RefSeq and is a predicted model, not a curated record. Lineage: Eukaryota; Metazoa; Arthropoda; Insecta; Thysanoptera; Thripidae. The transcript is spliced from 3 exons. The coding region runs from base 47 to 1003 and encodes 318 amino acids.